AUGCCCUCUAAUAUUGAUCUGUUGAUUAUAGGCGCUGGCCCAGCAGGACUGAUGGCCGCCAGCUGGGCCUCCCACUAUAGCAUGACGACGCGCAUUAUCGACCAGAAACGCGGCCGGACACCCACGGGCCACGCAGACGGUAUCCAACACCGAACAAUGGAAAUUCUGAACAGCUUCGGAAUUGUUGAUCCCAUUCUGCGGCACGGCGUCCAUGAUGUCGAAAUGUGUUACUGGGGCCCAAACAAAGAGACCGGGCACAUUGAACGACGAAAGCGGUUGCCAUCUCAGCCGGGAAAUCUCUCUCAGUUUGGACAGAUGCUAUACAAUCAAGGCCAGAUUGAACAGGUCCUGCUGGACUAUAUCGCCCAACAAGGUCGCAUUUCCGUAGAAUGGAACACCAAAGCCGAAGGGUUGGAAUUUGUCCCCAAUGAUGAUUCUGAGGCUGACGCCAAUUUUCCCGUCCUUGUGAAGGUGAGAGACUCUCGCGGUAAGACCGAAGUAAUUCGUCCGCGAUAUCUCAUCGGGUGCGAUGGCGCCCAUAGCUGGACGAGAGAGCAACUCAAGGUCCCGAUGGACAGUCACUCGGAGCACUCUACAUGGGGCGUGCUGGAUGUCAUUCCCAUAACAGAUUUCCCUGAUAUCCGUCAAUCCUGCGCCAUUCAGUCCCCAGGUCAUGGUAGCAUCAUGACCGCGCCGCGAGAAGACCGCUUGGUUCGAUUGUACAUCCAGGUGAAAGGCGACGACGAUCCCGAUCAAAAGGCGCAGGAGAACUCGGAAGACACACCAAAAGCGCUCAUCCAGGCUGUAGAGAAAUCGAUGAAACCAUACAAGCUGACAUUCAAGCAUUGUGACUGGUGGUCGAUCUAUCCAGUCGUACAACGCAUGGUUGAGCAGUACAGAAUGAAUGACAGAAUCUUCCUGGCUGGCGAUGCUGCGCAUACCCAUUCACCAAUGGCCGGUCAAGGCAUGAAUGUAUCCAUGCAGGAUGUCUAUAAUCUGGUGUGGAAGCUGGGAGCCGUCCUUACGGGCGUGGCAGAUCUCAUCAUCCUCGAUACAUAUGAGGCGGAACGUCGUCCAGUUGCCAAAGAAUUGAUGGAGAUGGAUUCAGUGCUGGUGCAGGCUUAUGAGCAUGAGGCGAAGGAGACAGGGGAGUUGGAUGAGGUGCGUGACAAAUACUCCGGCUUCAUGUCGGGAGUGCAAGUGACAUACUCGUCGAACAUGCUUGUUGCCAGUGACGAGAAAAGUGGCAACAUGACACGGGCCAAGAAUAUCACCGUGGGCAUGCGAAUACCAUCCUUCCCGGUGGUCAACCAUGCAGACGGUGCGAAGGUGCCUCUAUUAAAUAUUCUUGCAAGCAAUGGGUCCUGGCGUCUGCUAGUUUUUUCCGGUGAUCUGCAACUUUCUGACGCUUGGGAUCACUUGCUCACAUUUGUCAAUGGGUUUAAGCAACGAUCUCAUCUGGCACGUUGGAACCAACGAUACAGUCGGCCACGCCGUCCCCAGGUCGAAAUUGUCCUUGUCCAUGCGAGUCCGAGAGGAUCCUUCAAUCUCUUAGACCUGCCGGACAUCUUUCAUCCCUUUGACGCGGAUCUUGGCUGGGACUACUGGAAGGCGUUUGCCGACGACGGUGCGUACGUUGGAUAUGGCAUUGACAAGAAUGUGGGAUGCCUAGUACUGUGUCGUCCAGAUCAACACGUUGCCUGGGUGGGGGGAAUGGACGAUAUAGCUGGUCUGGAUAACUAUUUUUCGGGGUUCUCAGCGCGGCCAACUGGCAAACCUGGUCGGUUUGAUAACGCCUGA
Aspergillus clavatus NRRL 1 is the source of this 1800-nucleotide messenger RNA. RefSeq names its product putative FAD monooxygenase. NCBI's taxonomy places the organism in Eukaryota, Fungi, Ascomycota, Eurotiomycetes, Eurotiales, Aspergillaceae. The coding region runs from base 1 to 1800 and encodes 599 amino acids. The record is from RefSeq and is a predicted model, not a curated record. Gene Ontology annotation, molecular function: FAD binding. The transcript has 5 exons.